AGUGUGCUUCCCGGUUGUACUGGAAACAUUGAAAACUGGUUGUAGUCUUCGUACUACGGACAUUAUGAACAGUCGUUUUAUAUUUGAACUCGGCGUUAACUUUUAAAUUUUCCGAAUUUCGUUUUUUUCGUGCUGCACCCAGUAGUAUAACUCACGUCUUCUCUAUGUUUAAGUUACAAUACCUAAGGAUGAGAUCUCGGUACAUGCUCUUCUGCUUCAUGACCGUGUUUUUGUUUAGCGUUUUGUUCAUAAUGUUCCAAAAUAGUCUGAGCAGACCGGCCAUCGAGACAUUGGUCACCGAGACUCACAAACAGAUCAACAACUUCAAAAAUUUUAAAGUAAAAGAAAACCUCGAGACGGAUAGGAACAGGGAUGACACCCGACACGGGUCCUUCCCCGUCCGUUCUCUCGCACAGAUAUAGACGGACAACGUGCUUAUUUUUUUAAAACGGAUUUCAGGACAAUCUGAAGGUAGCCGAGCAAAAGGAACUAGUUGUGGACUCGGACUAUUUAUUUACUCUGGGAUUCGUACCGAAUCCCGCCGUCUAUCCAAACACAUCGUGGAAAAAUACUACCCUUCCAGUAGUGGUCACUUAUGUGCUGGACGACGAACACAGUCAAGCCAUCGGUCUAGUGACGUGCGCUACCAAGUACUUACACGACCAUUCAAUACUCGUGUACAAUUUGGGCAUAUCUGACUAUCAGCUUGUGUUGGUGAGUACAAACAUACUUGGUCAAAGAGUCAGUUUUGUAACCUUUGUAAUAUCUUUAAAUGUAAAUUGUUUUUGAUAUAUUUAUGACAGAUGCAUUCUUUUUGCAACAACAACACCCGUUGUACAAUUGUUGACUUUGAUCUGUCAAAAUUUCCGUCCCAUGUUAGGCGUUCACAUAUUAAAGCAUACAGACCACUUGUCUUGCAGGUAUGCAAUCAGUCUAUUUUGUUUACCUAUUUCAUAACUUAUUUAUAAAUUGUUGUCAUAGGACGCGUUGAACCGUGCUGGUGCUGUGAUGUUCCUAGAUCCAAAUGUACGGAUAAUAUCGCCAAAAGUUUCCAAACUAUUUACGAUCUAUGCCAACAAGUCAAUAGUUGGCUGGGAGACCAGAAUAGCAACCACGACACUCACACAUCCAAAAAUGUUUGAUUAUUUUCGUACACCCGCUGAUAAUUUUUUCUUUUUACCAUUGGUCUUGGUCGAUAAGCUAAUAGUGUACAAUACCCUGGACAUGCAUCAAGAUAUCAUGUUGCCAUGGAUUCAAUGCGCUCUCAUCAGUGAAUGUAUAUCUCCAAUAGGUAUGUUCACUUGUACACAGGGUUGAGACUUCCGGUUCUUUAAGUUAGAUUUAUUGAAUUUGAUUUAUUAUUUAUUCGUUUAGGUGCUCAAACCAAAGGCUGUAGGUAUGACAAGAAACCGCAGUACAGGUAUUCAAGUUGUCAUGGAUAUGAUGUUUCUGCGUUUAACAUUGUGUUGGGCAUACAUUACCAAUUUGAUAGUACGCCGUAUGCGAUUAAAGAGAAUGCCGAUGAUUUUUUCAUAAAAGUUUCUACUAGCGAGGCGCAAAGAGUUUUACAAAACCUUAUUUUAAAUAUAACAGAUACGCCAGCAGUAACAUAAUACAAUUGCCAAUGUGUAAAGUAUAAAUUAUAUGAUCUUAAUCCAUGUUUCAAAAUGAGUGAGUAUGAGUGGCGAACUGCCACUAAAUCGGUCCCUAAAGAUACAAACAUCUAGCGGUACAAUUUUUUGUUGUGGGUUGCCCUAGUCUUAUACAUUUUUUUUAGAUUCUGCAGAGCAUAUCAAGGAUUGUAUUAAUUUUAUGUGUGCUUCAUUUCUGUUAUGUUUUGCUGCCUGUUAACAAUUUUUCUACCAGAACCCUUGUUCCGAUUUUUAAGUGAAGAAUCUUUUUUUUAACCGAAUUACAAUAAAAAAUAACCUCAUUACACCUACUAAAUCCAAAAUUCCACAUAAAAGUUCUCUUAUCAUUUUUUGUUUGGAAUAAGAUUUCAGGUUAAAAUAGGUACCAAAAUAUAAAUACUUUCAAAAUUUAUAAAAUAUUCUGUCAACUGUUUACAAAUUUAGAUACUUAAUUUAUUCUAUUUCUACAUGUAUGCACAUUAUAAUUCUGUGUUAUUAAAUUCUUUUAAAAUUUUAAGUGGAAUUAUAGUUAAUUGUUUAAAAAAAUUUUAAAGCUAGAAACUUGAAACGCUCUCAGAACGUGUUUUCCUAAUUUUUUUCUACUACUAAAAUAUAAAAUUAUCACCAUAGAUUGAUUGAUUAAUAUACAUGUAUUUUGCAUAGCUACUGACCCAGGCAGCCCACCCAAGAAUAUAACUAACAAAUAUUUCGGAAGGGAGAGAUUGUAAACCAACAAUUUGUGGUGUUCUAAUUUUAUUGACUAAAAUCAUUAUUUUUCCACAACAUAAAAAAACACGAACAAUUUUUUUUUUUUUUUGGGAGGGGGGAGAGAAUUAAAAGCUCCUUUCAGGAACACCUGUGGACAGUCUGACACUGAUGAACACUGACCAAAAAUAUUGUGUUACAUAAUUUUUAAGUUUUUGAUUGAAAAGAGGGCGACCAAUAAUCACUGAUCAAAGUGUUUGAAUAUGAUAAUGCAAUACAGUAGAAGCCGCUUAUUAGGAAGACAGAUAAUUGAUACAGUCGCGUUAUUGAAACAAAAUAUAUAGGAACGUACCAGUCUUAUAUUAAAAUCAAUCAAUUAUUAGAAACAAUCUGUUAAUUGACACAUUUUACCUCGCUUUCAAAGUGUUCCUAAUAAAUGGCUUCUACUGUAUAUACAAUAUAGUAUAUCAGUUAUGUAUUCUAUAUUAACACAUUUUGAAUUUAAUUUAUAAAAACCAUUACAUUUACUCAUCAAUGUAUUGAAUGCAUUUACACAUUAGGUAGCUAUAAUUGAAAAACUAAUUGACACAAUUAUGAAUCAGUAAUAUUUGGUAUGGAACCGAACAAAACAUAUGUUUCUUUAUUAAUUUAUUUUAUUCAUCUCCAAAAUAAUUGUACAAUAUUAGGGUUGUCAUAUUUUGAACGGUUAACAAUUUCACUGUUGUUUUAGUGUGCUAGAAUUUAAAACAUUUUAUUAGUUAUAACAUCAUUUACUAGGUACUGUAAUUUAAUAAUAAUGAAUGUUCUUUUCUAUAUAAAUAAAAAAUUACAUUAUUUUAUAAAUAACCUUGGUACACUAGUGAAUAGAUAACAGAUAAAAAGUAUUUGUGAAAUAUAAAAAUUAAUUUUGGGACUCUGGACCCUGAACAGUUUUGUUUUAAUUAAAAACGUACAUUAAAUUUCCUUUCUACUUUUCAACUUUUACCUACUACAGUGGCCACCUAUUAUGUUUGUUUUAAUUUUACUUUUAAAUAAGUAAUUUUUUAUAAUAUUCUAUAUGUAUAAUACUUGUUGAUCCUUUCAAAUGCAAUUUAAAAUAAAUUAAAUUAUCACUAAUAGUGUAUUUUUGUUUAAAAUUGACAACCUUAAUUCAUAUUUUAAUGUGAAAUUGAUUAUGUAUGUUGUUAACCUGAUUUCUUGUAAUCACUAAAAUGUAAUAUCUGUGUGUAUAGUCUAUGACAGUGGUUUUCAACCUUUUUGGGUCCAUGGCUAUUCUGAUUUCGAAAACCAAAUUAGCGGCUCUCUUAUGAAUAAUAAUAAUAUAAUAAUAUGAAAACAAAUUUACUCUUUUAUCAUAUUAUAUUUACUACAGAACUUCCUUAAUAAUAAACCACAAUGCACAGGUUGAAAACCACUGGUCUAUGGUAUAAAGUUCCUUCAGUCAUUUAUUAUGUUACUUUCAUGAUCUUAUAUUUUUACCCAAGGGCAUAUUUAUUGUUUAGUCAUUUUUAAACUGUUAAAUAAUUUUUAAUUUAUUUAAAAAAAUGUAUAUUUGCUAAUCAUUUUAUUUUGUUACAAACACAAAAUAUAUGAAGACAUCACAAUUUAUGUUUAUUAAAUUCAAAUGUAUUUUGUGUGGUACACCUUGCUUCUUCAUUGACCAUUGUUAAAGUUUCUCACUAAUCAAGGUGAUGUGAUAAUGUAAGCAGCUUGAUUAUAAAUAACAUACAUUACAUUUUUUUUUUAAUUGUGAAAUUGAAUAUAUAUAUAUAUAUAUGUAUUGUAAAUAUUGAAUUAUCAACUAUUAUAUUGAAAUAAAUAUAAG
Cinara cedri is the source of this 4161-nucleotide messenger RNA. The record is from the annotation of a GenBank genome assembly. Lineage: Eukaryota; Metazoa; Arthropoda; Insecta; Hemiptera; Aphididae.